CUCCCAACGAAAAAAUAUUUUCCCGCAGGAACUGGCGGAAUCACGCUCAUUUUUUUUCACCGGCUAUAGUACUGUUUAUAAUGAUGUUAACAAGGAAAACUAAAUCGAAAGUUACGGCUCACAAGAACGUGGUAAGUGCAAUUGUGACGCUGACUUGUUAUCAAGAUAUCCAAUUGAACGAAACAACGAAAACGUCGAGACAACAACAAGAAGAUGUCAUGGUCAGGCUAUUCAAUUCGGCGGUGUAUGCGGGGUAAUAACAAGAUCAAUGGCAAAACUAUUUAAUAAUCGAGAUUAUACAACGUCAGAGAUAAUUAAACCUAAUAAUCCAUCAGCCAUACACAACUCAAUUGAUUCAGCUUCCUUUCCUGGGACUAAUCAAGGUCCAAUAGUACCAAAAACCACCACCGACCAAUAUCCACCGGCAACGACAUCUCCAUUUUCAUUGGAUAAAAUCAGAAAUGGACAACAAAGUGAUGAAUACAUUCAACAGAAGAUGCACGAAAUCACUUUAAACCCAAAAACGGAUUCGAUCAUCAAAGAUAGCAUUGUGUAUAAAUGUCUGAUGAGAAACGGUCAUAAAAUUCACGUCCCGUAUGUGCCAACAUCGAUGAUUCAGCAGCUAUUGUUCCAUGCUCACGAUCAUCCGACAGCAGGCCAUUUUGGAAGAGAUAAGACUUGGAAUAAUUUGAAAGAUAAAUGGUAUUGGCCAAAAAUGUACACCACCAUUCAGCAUUACAUCAGGUCGUGUGAGAACUGUGCCAGAUUUAACAUCAGAAGAGCAAAACAACCUGGCCAACUACAACCAAUUGAAGCACCGGAAGGUGUAAUGGAGAUGAUCGGCAUUGAUUUUUGUGGACCAACACAAGUAACAGAAGAGGGCAAUCGAUAUAUCAUUGUUGCCACUGACUAUCUAUCCAAAUUUGUUAUUGCAAAAGCAGUACCAGACUGCUCAGCGACGACUGCAGCGAAGUUUCUGGUCAAUGAAGUGGCAUUCAAAUAUGGCAUCCCCAAUCAGAUUCUGAGCGACAAUGGCUCACAUUUUGUGGCCGAAAUAUUUGAGCACGUAGCCAAAUUACUUGGUUGCAAUAGAAUUUUGGCAACUCCGUACCACCCACAAACAAAGUGGCAAGUAGAAAUAUUCAACGCCACAAUGAAGUCAAAAUUAGCUACAUUACAAUACCAACACGAGAAUGAUUGGAACAACUGGCUCUCAUCAGUGAUCUACGCUUAUAAUAAUAGUCAGCAUUCAACUACUGAUUUUAGCCCUUUCCAGCUGAUGUUUGGUAGGAAACCAAUCAUGCCCUACGAACCCGGCAAACAUCAUUUUGCCUUGAGAAAGCCGAAUGAUUAUCUUGAACAUUUCCACCAUCAACUGAAGAUCCUACACACAGCAGCACGCCAGAAUACCCAGCAACAACAACAAACAAUGAAACAACGAUACGACCGCAAUAGACCCAAUAUUCCAUUCAAAGUUGGCCAACUUGUUUUUGUUCGCAACCCAGGGGCGAGCAAAUCAGCAUUUGAUCAACAGUUCAUUGGACCCUUUACUAUUAUUCAACAGUUGGGUCAACAAACUUUUGAGGUUGAAGACUCAUCACAACAAACAAGGCAAGUCCAUUCCAACCAACUGAAACUCAUGUUUGAAUGA
This is a messenger RNA of Didymodactylos carnosus, 1651 nucleotides long. The record is from the annotation of a GenBank genome assembly. Lineage: Eukaryota; Metazoa; Rotifera; Eurotatoria; Philodinida; Philodinidae.